Mizuhopecten yessoensis (Yesso scallop) is the source of this 1381-nucleotide messenger RNA. RefSeq names its product octopamine receptor 1-like. The record is from RefSeq and is a predicted model, not a curated record. Gene Ontology annotation, cellular component: dendrite; membrane; synapse. Gene Ontology annotation, molecular function: G protein-coupled serotonin receptor activity; G protein-coupled acetylcholine receptor activity. The coding region runs from base 336 to 1331 and encodes 331 amino acids. Gene Ontology annotation, biological process: chemical synaptic transmission; G protein-coupled receptor signaling pathway, coupled to cyclic nucleotide second messenger; adenylate cyclase-inhibiting G protein-coupled acetylcholine receptor signaling pathway. NCBI's taxonomy places the organism in Eukaryota, Metazoa, Mollusca, Bivalvia, Pectinida, Pectinidae. The transcript has 2 exons.
AUUAAAUCAUACACAGAACGUUGUACAAGGUCGAGGAAAGUGGUCGUAAAUAAUAUGUACCAAAUAUUACAGUUGUUAGAGACGAUGACAAACUCAGCCGUAUGAGUAGCCGAUGUUAUAAGCGGUCAUUCUCCUGGUCAAUGUAUUUUGCAGAAAGAUUGAUCAGGCAUUGUAUUGAUGCAAAAAAUACAGAUUUAUUCAUUACUGACUAGUUCUUGCAUGGAGCUUCCCUUCCAAAAAGGUAAGAAAAAAAAGGUAGACAUAAAGAAAUUCACGUGCGAAUCAAGAAACGUGAAAUCUUAUAAUUCUUAAUUCUACGUUUCAAGAUCAUCAUAAUGUAUUCGGAAUUCCCAACGUAUGCCGUAGUGAUCGCCGGUAUAGUCGUCACUAUCGUCAUGUUUAGCGCCAUACUCGGAAACGCUUUCGUCAUUCUGGCGUUCAUCAGAGACGAAAAGUUACGGAUAGUGUAUAAUGUCUACUUGGUCAAUCUGGCCUUAACAGACUUGUUACUCGGCUGUAUUAGUAUGCCUCUUUUCGCCGUAUAUACAUUGAACUCAUACCGAUGGAUAAUGCAUAGAUAUGUAUGUACACUCUUCAUGACUAUCAACGAAGUUCUCUGUUGUGAAGUUGUCAUUAUGAUGGUGAUCCUAAGCUGGGAUCGUCUCAAGCUCCUGACUCAGAAAUUGGAAUAUAUGCAACAGCAGACAAUUCGUAGAGCUCUGAUGAAAGUUGUUGUUUCUUGGAUAUUAUCGUUUCUUGUUCAUGGACCUGUACAUUUUGUAUUUCAUUCAUCAGAUCACGAACACUCCCAUUCCAAAUGCAGUGCUGUAUACCAUGAACACAAGAUGUACAGUUCGAUAUUGACAGUAAUACAAUUUACCGUUCCCUUCCUCUGUUUAUGCAUAAUCAACUCAAUGAUUUUCCAAAAGGUCAGAGUUAGAAUCAAGAGACGAGAAGCAGCCCGCAAUAGGAUGACUGGUUAUCAUGGAGUUCCAUCAACGAACAAUUUGAACGCCCUUACAGCGGUUGUUGAUGAGCUUACAAAUACAAGAAGUCUCACGAAAGCGUCCGGUGCAAAACGAGCACUCAGAACCGCUAAAAACUUAGCGUUGCUCGUGUUUGUUUUCCUAGUCACUUGGGCACCAUACUCAUUAACCUACUUUGUGGACACGGUUUGCACAACCUGUGUUAACGAACAUGUAACCACAGUGAUGUUGUGGGUUCUAUGGUCUAAGUCUGCGAUGAAUCCAUUUCUAUAUAACUACAUGUCGCCUGGAUUCAAAGAGAAUUUCAAAGCUAUGAUUAAGUGCCAGUGCAAAAGACAGCAAUAGGCUAUGUAUAUUCGGCACUUACAUAUUGUUCAAAUAAAUGUAAUAAUGGA